UUUUGACUCUGUUGGCACUACCUGCGCAAUUUAGUAGAAAGAACUAUUGAGCGCCGCUCCCGCGAAGUUCCUUCGCCAGCUUCUCCACUGCUAUGGCAUCUGGUACCGUGGAGCUUGAAGAGCAGCAGGAGAAGCUCCGAAGAGUCGUAGACGAGUGGCGUUGUCGAAGCCACGACCUAUUGAAGAAUCUUUACGAGGAUCCGUAUGGGUCAUCUUCUUUCUCUGAUGCGUAUAGCUCGAAUUCCGCUCCUAUUUGUGUACACGCAGAGCCAUCGGAGCAUUCUGAUAUUUCAACACUAAUUGAAUUGGAGAAUGUUUUAGUUUCCAAGUUUGUGACUGUGCUUUCAUACGAUUGCAUCGAAAUCUCAAAGCUUACUGAAUAUGCCAGAAGAAACAUUUACAGACAGCUGUCUCUGUUUGGUCAUGGAUCUAGUUCACAAGUUCUCUUGGAAGGAGAACCACAGAAGACUUUUGGUCGCUCACUGUCAUUAUUCAUGGAUUUGUCUGAGGUUACGUCUCGGAUGAGUGCUGUGCUUUGCAAUUUACUUCAGCAACUAGAUUCCAUUUAUUCUUUGCAAGACAAGAAUGGCACACCAUGCAAGUCUUUCAAGAAUGCUACAUUUACAACUGCAUUUAGUUCUUUCUCUGAUGGCCUAGCCAUGUUUCUUAUUUUGGAUGAAAUUUUGAUACACAAUGGCCGUAUAAAGAGUUAUUUGUCUCUUUUUGCAAGGAUGUUGAAUAAGAUGAAAUUUGAACCUGAUGAUUUUGGCAUUGCACUUGGGGAUCUAGAUAAUUUAGAUCAAGUGGCCAGUCGCUUAGAGAAGCUUUUGGAUGGUGGUUUUUUCCGGGAGCUUGAGCAAUUCUGCCAUUUUCCCCAGCAUUUAUUGCAGGAGAAUCCUUCAUGGGUUGACGUGUUGCAGAAGGUCAGGCAAAACAGAAAGUUUCUUGAUGCAUGCACCUCUUUCAUUCACAAUGGCUUGUCUGAAAUACUUUCACGAUUAGAUACAUGGAAGGAAUCUCUGUUGGAUCGAAGGAAGAUAUUGUGUCAUACAGCCUUGUUUCUAUUUGAAGUUUAUGCUGCUGCUGAGAUGCCAGAUAAAAGACUGGGAAAGGUCAUAGCACAGAUGCUUCAGGUGGUCCCAGUAAUAUAUUGUGAAGGUGGUGGUAGAUUCAUGCUUUUGGACUUACUAAGAAAUCAAUUUCCUCCUUCACUAUCCUCAUGGUACACUUUGAGGGAUGCUGCUAUGGAAAGUGGUACUACAAAGAACAAUUAUCUAAUACAUCUAAAUGAUAUGCAUUCUAGGGAUUGGCAGCCAAUUAAAGAUGCACUGGCUUGCUGGGUUGUAUCCUUCCAGUCUGUAAUACAUCCAAUGACAGAUCUGUCAAAGGUUGAAGUAUGUCUUAGACUUCAUUUCAAGAAGAUUAUUCAGGGAAUACUCAUUGCCAGUAGAAUGCAAAUGAUGGCCAACUCAAUGCUGGAUCUACAUGCAUUACUUGAGGUUCCUAUCAAAAGGGAGAGACUAAAGUCCCUCUGUCAAAUGGUUGUUUUAAUGAAAGUGGUGGAGAGUGCAUUUCAUAACAAGGAGUUGGACAUCAUCAAAAGUCUUCCUCAUAUUAUAAGUUUUAUCCAGGCAGACAUUGAACAGUUCUUCCUUAGGGCAAAGGAUGAACUAGAGUCAGAAAUUGCCAAGGGAAGUCAAGUUGGCAAGAUGAGGUUUUUGAGCUCUCUCACACGUGGUAGUAAGGAUGUGGAGUCAAGAAUGGCAUAUUCACUUUCCUUGAUUUUGCUAUCACUGCAAAUGCUUCGAGGAGGGGGUAGCAGUAAGAGGCGGCUUAUUCUUUUGGUUGCUCUUGAUUUCCUUGAAAGCAUUGGUUAUCUGGAUAUUGGCUUCUCAAGAAUUAAGAAGCUGAUAUCAAAGUUAGAGAUGGUAGUUGAUUUUCAGAGCAUAGUUAAGGGUGUCACCAAUUGCAGCUUCUUAUACCAGAGAAAAGAAAUGAUAGGAACUUGGUUAUCAAUGGUUUACAUGGAUGUGGACAAAUUCUCGUGGCUGCAGUAUCUUCUUGAUGCAUUCUGUGAUGGAUUGUGGCAUCUCAAACUCGGUCAUGUAGGAGAAUUCACUAUACAUGCACAUGAAAAAGAAAUAGAAAAUGCUGUGAAAUAUGAGAUCAUUGCACCUCUAUGUAGAGAUAUUGAGACUGAUCUACGUCUUCAUGUACACUCCACCCACUUAAAAGGAUCUGUGCAUGUAAACCCGAGAAAGACUGGCGUACAAAAUCUCUCUUGGUACCUGCAGCUGAAACCUUUGCGAAUUCCCUUUAAGAAUAUUGAUAUAAAAUUGCAUGUAGAAACCUAUCUAAAUUCCACCUUUUACAAUCACACAGCCAUGUCAUCUUAUGAUCGGAAGAUAUACUUGGAAAUGAGGCAGUUAGCGAAGCUGAAAUAUAGGCUAGUAUUAGAUGAUAUUCAUUUUGCUGACCAUUGCCUGGGACAUGGUAUUGAGGUGAUUGAAACACUGCAAAAUCUCCAGAAGGUUGCCACAAGCUACUCAUAUAACAUAACUAACCAGGUCCUUAUUGAGAAAGCUUCUGGCUUCCAAGGUCGUACAACCUUGAGAAUUGUUGGUGUGGAACAAGUUGCCUCUUCAUUAGCUACUCAUGGGCUUGUGUCAAUAUUUACUGCUAUAGAAUCUGUGCCCAAAUUUCUAGCUCAGAAGCUUGUGGAUUUAUCUGAGCUUCUUCAAGAUAAUUUUGCCAGUUCCUUUUUAGUAAAAGAAUUCAGAUUCUGGAAGCAUGAAGAAGGAUCAAUAAGAAAUAAUCCUUUCAUACAAGGAGAUCAACAUAACCUGACCAUGGGAAAAUUAUUCUUUGAGGAUCAUGAGCUAAGAUACUUAGAGCAGCUAAGGUACAUCAUCUCUGAAAUGGGUAAUGUAUUAGGGCUAUUGAGGAUCUUGAAAGCAGGAUGUUCCCGCCAUGUCUGCAACAUUUCUCGGUUUAUACAUGGAUCCAACAAUAGUAAGAGCUUCAGAGAAAUCUCUGAGAAACUUGGUUUUAUGGAUGAAACUGUUACAGCUGGAAGGAUAGUAGAUGUAACAUUAGAGAGCAAAUACAGAAUCAAAGAUCAUUUGAAUUGUUUCUCCUCUCUUUUUACAGUGUUCUCAAAGGAAAUCCAAAGCAGUAAGAAUAUCCCUUUUAAGGAUUUUCACCUUAUAGUUCCAGCCCUUGUAAUCAGCUUAGUAGAUUCUAGAGCUAACUGCAAGGAUAAACUUUUGAGGAGGAGUCGUGAUAGAGGAAACCAGAUAGUUAUGGAUGAUGGCUUCAUUAUGGGAGUAGCUUUUCUUUUGAAGGUAACAAUGCAAGAGAAAUCAUUUGAUCAAAUGUAUUGGUUUACUGGUAUGCAUAAAUACUUGAAGGAGGCUUUGCUAUCACUGGAGGAAUAUCAGGAUGCAGAACAGAGAAAGGCAAGCAGAGGAAUUUCUGUUUCAAGGUUGUUGGGUCAGCCUGCUUCAUCCAUAGGAAUAGAAGCCCAAAAGCAGGGCAUUGAUAAACUCAAGAAAUAUCAAAAAGAGGUGGAGUUUAUUCACUCUAGUUUCAAUAUUGCAAGGACAGCCAUAUCUUGAAAUGCUGCAAAUGUUAUAUUCUCGUUCAGUUUCGUAUAUCAUUCAUAAUUUAGUGUACUGAUAGUUGAUGAAGUCUCCCAAUCUAAAAAUCCCAUCCCUUGCACCAAGUAGACUAGUUGUCAACGGAAAGUCUCCAUCAAAUGUAAUGUAAUCCAUCUUUACUUUAUUUUAUUUUUUUUUAGAAAAGGAAUUGCAUCCUACGACUACAGUUUACUUUAACAAUUUGUUAAUUGUUAUUUUCUGUUUCAUUACGUACAAUUCUUGAGUGUCGUUGGAUCUCUUAAUCCAGUACACCAUAGUCGUUAUAUUCA
Molecule: messenger RNA, 3928 nt
Organism: Nelumbo nucifera (sacred lotus)
Lineage: Eukaryota; Viridiplantae; Streptophyta; Magnoliopsida; Proteales; Nelumbonaceae
Source: RefSeq, a predicted model, not a curated record